Molecule: messenger RNA, 491 nt
Organism: Scaptodrosophila lebanonensis
Lineage: Eukaryota; Metazoa; Arthropoda; Insecta; Diptera; Drosophilidae
Exons: 2
Coding region: 27-356 (109 amino acids)
Source: RefSeq, a predicted model, not a curated record
CUGCUGUCGCUGUUGCUCCUGCUACGAUGCAGCUCGUGCUGCUACUUAUGACGGCCGCUGCAGCUGCUGUGUAUGGUUCCACCGCUGUCCGAAAACUUGGCGAUAUGCCGGAAAAUCUAUAUGCCAAGGAACAAAAGGCAUUUAAGCACUGGUCGGCACAUUUAAGUGGAUAUACAGGUUUCAGCACGGCCUCCAGUUCACCAAAAGAAAACACUGCCUCGUGGGUCUGCACCGUCGCCCCAAAAACAGGAAUGGCGUGUUGCGGCUUGCCUUUUAUAGGCCGGAUGUCGUAUGCCUGCGGAUUUUUACGUCCUUGCGCAUCCGUUCAUCACGGCCUUGACGUUUCCCCACUUUGAGGUGCCAUCGGGACACAACCCUGCGCCUGCGUGGCUGCAGUUGCCACCAUGGUGCCUCGCUCGGUACCGCUAGAUGGCGCUGCAGUACCUUUAUAAAUUCUUGGCGCCUUCCGUAGCGCUGCCACCUUUUAUUCU